This is a messenger RNA of Pseudogymnoascus destructans, 1325 nucleotides long. RefSeq lists its product as uncharacterized. Bases 309 to 1163 code for a protein of 284 amino acids. The record is from RefSeq and is a predicted model, not a curated record. The transcript has 5 exons. NCBI's taxonomy places the organism in Eukaryota, Fungi, Ascomycota, Leotiomycetes, Thelebolales, Thelebolaceae. Gene Ontology annotation, molecular function: methyltransferase activity.
GCCCGUCACCAAGCACGUGACUAGUUUGUGGUUACAAUUAGCGCCAUACAACUCUGUAUUUGUUGUACCACACUUGUAUACUCCUCGAGCCAAUCAACGAUGAUGAAGAUGUCACUGGAGAUGUCGAUGCACGUCACUUAUUAUCAGAUAUACGAAUAUGAGAACUUUGGGAGCUGACAAACGACCGUCAUCACUGAACAGACAAAGUUAUAUCACUCUACUUGAAAUAGCUUCCUGUCAUAAAUCACGCUUCUUACUUCCGCUAAAUACAAUUUAGACUCAACGCAUCACCCAUCCCACUCGCCACCAUGUCGGACCUCUACGCCAAAGUCAACGACCACUACUCCUCCCUCGCCCGCGAGGACAUCGCCGUCAACGAGGAGCACAUCCGCAAGGUCGCCCUCUCCUUCGGCUACAAUCCCGCCGAUCUCAGCAGCAUCCCCGAUGGCGCCAACCUUGGUGUUAGCUGCGGGAACCCGCUUGCCAUCGCCGGGUUGAAAGAGGGCGAAACAGUCAUCGACCUCGGCAGCGGCGGCGGAUUCGACGUCUUCCAAGCCGCCACCAAAGUCGGCCCAACGGGUAAAUCCAUCGGCGUCGACAUCAGCGACGACAUGCUCGACCUCGCCAACAAGAACCUCUCCAAAUCCGAUCUCAAAAACGUCUCCUUCGUCAAAGCCCCCAUCACCGCUACAACCCUCCCCUCGGGUGACGCAGACUGCAUCAUCAGCAACUGCGUGAUCAACCUCGUCCCCGGCGCUGACAAGGCACUCGUCUUCUCCGAGAUCUGGAGGUUGUUGAGGCCGGGGGGACGGGUGGCUGUGAGUGAUAUUCUGGCGAGGAAGGAGUUGUCGCCGGAGCUGAAGGGGCAUUUGGGGUUGUAUGUGGGUUGUAUUAGUGGUGCGAGUUUGGUGGGGGAGUAUGAGGCGUGGUUGAGGGGGGUUGGGUUCCAGGAUGUGUUGAUUGUGGAUAAGAAGAGUGAUCUUAAUAUCUAUAAGGAGAGGACUGAUGCAGAGGAGAAGGGAUGUGACGCACCGGCGGUGGCGUCGUCGUCUUGCUGUGGGACGAGGAUCCCCAUCACGGAGAAGGCUGAUGUUGCCAACAUUGACUUCAAUGAGUGGGUUGGCUCCUUUGAGGUGUAUGCCGUCAAGCCGGCCGAUGCUUAGAUGGAAGUGGAAUACUGUCGAUGCCCAUUAAAUGCCUUCAUAGACGAAUAUACGAAAAAUUCCAAAUGAUGUCCAGUAACCAGACCAUCGAUGCGAUGGCAUAUAAUUCACGCUCGUCAAGACACGGCUGCAGAGUAAUCGCUUUUGCAUUGUUACUCUUCU